Oncorhynchus gorbuscha (pink salmon) is the source of this 1680-nucleotide messenger RNA. RefSeq lists its product as uncharacterized. The record is from RefSeq and is a predicted model, not a curated record. NCBI's taxonomy places the organism in Eukaryota, Metazoa, Chordata, Actinopteri, Salmoniformes, Salmonidae. The transcript is spliced from 5 exons. Bases 186 to 1499 code for a protein of 437 amino acids.
UUAGGUGUGUUUAUAGAGGGGUUCAGGAAGACCUGUGAGGGCCUCAGGCCCUAAAUGUUAUGUGUCUUUGAUUAGGUGUGUUUAUAGAGGGGUUCAGGAAGACCUGUGAAGGCCCCAGUCCAAACAAUAAGCUGAAGCAAACUUGUGCCGCGAAGCUCAAGAAGGUGCAGCAAUUUUUGAAGUUCAUGGCGAAGGAUGAGAAAUAUCCAUCCACUCUCAGUUUCCUGGCACGCCAGGACAACAUGAGGAGAUGGUUUCAGACCCUUCAGCAGAACAAGGCCGUCGCCACGGUCAACCACUACACCUCGACUAUCGGUGCGUUUCUCCAAUACUCCGAGGAGACCCCUCCGCCUGGCUGCCGGCUGACCAAAAACCACUGGAAGGAGAUCAACCGGGCAAUGAAGGAGAUCAACAAGUCCGUGAAAGGAGCCAUCUCCAACAAGGAAGGCAAGGGGGUGUCUACAAAGAGCCUGCUGGAGGGCAAGGGGGUGUCUACAAAGAGCCUGCUGGAGGGUAAGGGGGUGUCUACAAAGAGCCUGCUGGAGGGCAAGGGGGUGUCUACAAAGAGCCUGCUGGAGGGCAAGGGGGUGUCUACAAAGAGCCUGCUGGAGGGUAAGGGGGUGUCUACAAAGAGCCUGCUGGAGGGCAAGGGGGUGUCUACAAAGAGCCUGCUGGAGGGUAAGGGGGUGUCUACAAAGAGCCUGCUGGAGGGCAAGGGGGUGUCUACAAAGAGCCUGCUGGAGGGCAAGGGGGUGUCUACAAAGAGCCUGCUGGAGUGCCAGUCUCUUGCCAAGGACAUGAUCCCCCGAGUGCUGAAAACCUUGGAAGAAACAAUGACACAGAGGAACCAGAACCGGUUUUACGGAUUCCUGUGUGCCUAUUUCACCUCCAUGUACGGCCACAGCCAGGGCCUUUAUAGAAACAUGAUGGUGAAGGAGGUGGAGGAGGUCCAACGUGGCCUGUCUGGGACCUGUCUGAUCAACGUGGGAAACGCAAAACAAAUGCAAACCAGGAUCCAGAUGUCGCUGACCAAAGAGGAGUACUCUUGGUUUUCAGACUUCCUGAAAUUUAAGCACUGCCUCCCAGGGGGAAAGAAAGCCCGGUACUUCUUUUUCAAUUCCACCAACACUGAGAUGAAGAACCUGCCCGUCUACCUGAUGGAGGCGUGGAAGGAGAUGGGCCUGCCUGGACGCCCUACCUUCACUGACCUGCGGACUCCCAUCUUCAGUCAUGUUAAAAAAAACGUUCUCCCGAAUGCCGACGGGGAGACGUUGGCCGACUUCGUGCGCCACGACAGCCGGAUGGAAGCCAAACGUUACGCGGUGAAUCCUUCCAAAGCCGGUGAAACCAGCGCCUUCCGUGAGACAGGUGUUGAAGGGAGAAGAUACCGCACCACGGGCGCGGCAGAGAACCAGCCAUCCACCUCCAGAAAGCAGAAGACGAGAGAGGACGUCUCCGAGCGGAGCACCACCCCUGAAGAGACUGAGGUGCAGUACUAGGAGUCUGGCACGUCCCCCCGGGGAAGAGGAGCAGGAACGGACGGCCAGACAAACUCUAGGAAAAUAAGAUAUUCAGAGACAACGCAUCAGAUUACACUUGUACACCGUUUAACACUCAAGAACAAACAGAUACUCGGGCAGCUGGUGGUCUCCUCCGACUGCAUGUCGUCGCUCGCCUCCC